Messenger RNA from Fimicolochytrium jonesii, 1581 nucleotides. Its product is annotated as NAD binding domain of 6-phosphogluconate dehydrogenase-domain-containing protein. Lineage: Eukaryota; Fungi; Chytridiomycota; Chytridiomycetes; Spizellomycetales; Powellomycetaceae. Gene Ontology annotation, cellular component: mitochondrion. Gene Ontology annotation, molecular function: 3-hydroxyisobutyrate dehydrogenase activity; NAD binding; NADP binding. The record is from RefSeq and is a predicted model, not a curated record. Bases 232 to 1266 code for a protein of 344 amino acids. The transcript has 5 exons. Gene Ontology annotation, biological process: L-valine catabolic process.
GUUUUCCUAUGGAAAUGGUCUCCCAAUACCAAUGCAGCCCUCUUCGUCGUCGUCCGAGUCCAAGGGGGGUUGUUCCUCGUCGUCGCCCGAAAAAUGACAGCUUAUUUGACAGCGUAAUAUGGGAGGGUCACGAGGGUGUCCGCUGGGAGGUGUGACUUUUCCCCUUUUGUAUAUUUGGACUCCCUCCUUCCUUCGACUCAUCCCCAAACAGCACCCCUCCCGAUACAUACGAUGACAGUCCUACGAGCUCUCUACCACAAUGUCGUGCGCACGCAGGCCGUCGCCCCGGCGGCUGGUGUCAAGUCGCCACGCAGGAUGUAUUCUACAGGGCCGGCUGGGAAGAUCGGCUUCAUCGGCCUCGGGCAGAUGGGCUACGGCAUGGCCGCCAACCUGUACCGCGCAACGGCCUCCACCCACAAAUGGGUCAUCGCCGACAGCAAUCCCUCGACACUUACGCGUUUCAUCGACACAGUCCCAUCCUCCACCACCCCCAAAGCCACAACCCCUAUAACAUCCCUCGCGAACCCCUCCGACAUUGCCGCCCAAUCCGACGUGAUUGUGACGAUGCUGCCGGCGGGGAAGCAUGUGCGCGCGGUGUAUGAGCAGCUGAUUAAGGGGUUGAAACCCGGGACGCUGUGCAUUGAUUGUAGUACGAUUGAUGUGAAGACGGCGAAGGAGGUGGCCGGGUGGGUCGCGGAUAAAGGGGGGAAGAUGGUUGAUGCGCCUGUUUCUGGUGGCACAACCGCAGCAAACGCCGGCACGCUGACCUUCAUGGUCGGCAGCAAAACCCCCGCCGAUUUGGACGCCGCCAAACAGUUCCUCCAACACAUGGGCAAGACCAUCCACGCCUGCGGCACCAUCGGGACAGGCCAAGCCGCCAAAAUCUGCAACAACAUGAUGUUGGGGAUCAGUAUGGUUGGCGCCAGCGAGGCCUUGAAGUUGGGCGAAUCCCUCUCCCUCCCCCCGUCCCUCCUCCUCAAAAUCCUCAACACCUCCUCCGGCCGCACCUGGGUCUCCGACACCUACCCUCCCGUCCCCAACAUCCUGCCCCAUGUGCCUUCCUCCAACGAUUACAACGGUGGGUUCGGCUCGGCGCUUAUGGCGAAGGAUCUGGGGUUGGCGAUGGCGGCGGCGGAGGAGACGGGUGUAAAUGUGAAUGUGGGGAGGGCCGCGGAGGGGGUUUACAGAGAGGUUGCAAGUAGUGAGGUGGGGAGGGGGAAGGACUUUUCGGUGGUUUGGAGGUGGUUGGGGGGUGGGGAGAAGUAGAUGGUCGGUCGUUUGUGUGAACCGACCUAGUCAGUUUACUUCAUGCACCAGAAAGAAUAGAUCUGUAACGUUCCCCUCUCAGCGUAGAUAGCGUAGCACCUGUUCAUGAUUGGCAAUCGGCAUGUCAAGAUUCUCAUAAACGUAUGGGCCACACAGGAGAGUUGUUCCUCAAAUAUAUUCUUGCUUCACGGCCAUACCAAAAGAAACAGAAAGUUGAGCGAAGGCCGUAGUGCCGCGGAGAACCUGCUCCCGACCCAUCCACAAAAGAUAGCCGUACGCAACCCACAGUCCCGCUCAAUGCCGCUCUGUUAGAUC